GAGGGUUUAGAUUGCUGCUGGUGGCGGUGGGGACAGCCCAGCAGGAGGUAGUGGCCUUUCUGGAAGAGAAGGGGAGCACGGCUAUGAACCACAUCAGCAGGAUAAAGAUCCACUUAGAGCACAAGCGAGCCUUCAUUGAGAACAAGCUCAAACUGGAGAAGAUGCCCGCUCACAGCACCAAGUGCCUCUUCUUAAAAGUAGGGAGUGCUGUGAAUUCAGAGAAGAGGUCCGGGGUGGAUGCUCUUCCCAGCGUUUACAUCGGGCUGAAGGACAAACUGUCUCGAAUCAGAUGCCAAGUGAUGUCUGACAAGAAUUUGUACUUUAGCCACUACUAUUUUGAGGUUGAGAUAUCUGGGGCUGAUGUUUACCCUGGCAUGAUGUACAGAAGCAUUGACCAGACAGGUUCAGAAAGCAACAGCUGCACCUCGGGAAACAACUUCUCCUGGAGCAUCGUGUCGAAUGGGAAAGGGUUUUCUGCAUGGCACAGUGAUGUGGAGAUGCCCCUCAAUAUGGAUGUGUUUGGUAGGGUAGGCGUCUACCCAAACUACCCCAGUAGGACCUUGUCCUUUUACGGGGUCACCUAUGAUGAUGUGACCUUGAUGCACCAGUUUGAGUAUGAUUUUGUUGAGUCCCUCUACCCUGACUUUCGGCUUUUAAAGAAAGAAAACUGUCAGGAUAAUAUGGCUGGGGGAAGAUGCUGA
Aptenodytes forsteri (emperor penguin) is the source of this 701-nucleotide messenger RNA. Its product is annotated as tripartite motif-containing protein 16. Lineage: Eukaryota; Metazoa; Chordata; Aves; Sphenisciformes; Spheniscidae. The annotation marks the transcript as partial. The record is from RefSeq and is a predicted model, not a curated record. The transcript has 3 exons. Gene Ontology annotation, molecular function: protein binding.